Messenger RNA from Chlamydomonas reinhardtii, 1493 nucleotides. RefSeq lists its product as uncharacterized. Lineage: Eukaryota; Viridiplantae; Chlorophyta; Chlorophyceae; Chlamydomonadales; Chlamydomonadaceae. The transcript has 5 exons. The record is from RefSeq and is a predicted model, not a curated record. The coding region runs from base 120 to 1010 and encodes 296 amino acids.
AUUAACUGCAACGUACUGCCUUAGCUGUUCAAACCUAUCCCGCGACAACCAUCACUUGCAGCUGCUGCUCGCGCUUCCUCCCGCGCUGCCCAAAUUUCGCCCCUGUACAAAUGCAAGUGAUGCGCGCCUUGCCGUCUUCUAGGUGCGCCCACGCACCGCUCCAGCGACAGCACGCAACGCGAGCGUUGGGUGCGCAGCAGUGGCGGGCGCGGGUGCUGACCCACUCCGCGCGCGCGGACACCGUGCCCGUAUGGGAGACGCUGGUGACGGUCAGCAACGACGGCACGCAGAGCAGUGACGAGCAGCAGGAGCUCGUUGACACGCUGUGGAGCCUUCAGUACCGGACGCCAGGCGCCUGCUGCGCAAGCGCGGGGCCGGUGGUGCAAUCCGUGAUGGCGCGCGACAGCGACAUGGCGCCACGGGCCGCGGUAUACUACCGCUUCUCAUCCCAGGCGCAGGCCGAGCGCUUCGUGGCGGGGCCGGCGUUCGCAGACGCCAAGGCCCGGCUGCUAGGCAGCGCCGCGGUUUCUCUGUCUCUGUGGAAGGUAAUGGUUCCGAACGACAUGGAAGCGCUGUUCAAGCGCGGCCCUGCCUUUGACGUCGGUGUUGACCUGGUUCUCAUGCUUGAGCCCGCGGCAGCGGUGUCGCCUGCGGCAGCGGAGGCCGCUGUCGCAGCGGCGGAGGGCUCGGCGGCGCCGGCUGCGGCCGCGGUGCCCAUGGACGUGGUGGUAGACGUGGUGGGGCGCAUGCAGCGCGCCGCGCUGGCGCUGAGCGCGGUGCAAGUGUCGUGCGGACAGGACGUGAUGGCGCUGGACAGCCGGUUCGUAUGGAUGGGCCGCUUCCCGCAGGAGGAGGCGGCGCAGCGGUUCCUGCGUAGCCCUGUGGUGCAGGAGCUUGUUGCAGCAGCUGCUGCGGCAUCGCCAGACGCCUCAAAGCCAGCACUGGCGCUCACCAGUGCCGCCAUAAUUGAGGUCGGGGCUGUGGACCAAUCGAAGCAAGGCCGGGUAUAAGCAGCGCCGUGUAGUCGGUAGCGGCUUGGGAGUGUGACGUGUACGAAUGGAUGCGGGAGUAGCAACUUGGAAACUCGAUGCAUGGCGUUGUUUUAGUUAUGAUAGCUUGCAUGCAGUCAGUGGCUGGGAGUUCAGGACAUAAUGGAAGAGUGGGCUUUAUUCAUCGGCUACUUCAAGGUGCCUUCGCAGCUGUGCAGAUUUCACGUACGCAUGGCCCCGGAACGGGCCAAGGCGCUAGGGGGCUUGUCAGUUAGGCAGCAACCCGUAGCAACGCUGUCCAGAAUACAUUCGGGGCGUUAAGCCCUCUUGCCGGUUGAAGCCGUCCCAUGUAGAAGUAUGGAAUGAGCGUUCGGGUAGCCUUUUCGGCCUGUGCUUCCCUGGCCGUAUGCGCUGCAGCUUGGAGGGCUAGCCAGUUAUGGCAAUUGUGCUUUGUGGUCGGUUAAAAGCUCACUGUUCGCACCCUUUGUGUAAUGCUUUCCAUAC